Ectocarpus siliculosus is the source of this 671-nucleotide messenger RNA. NCBI's taxonomy places the organism in Eukaryota, Phaeophyceae, Ectocarpales, Ectocarpaceae. The record is from the annotation of a GenBank genome assembly.
AGCACAUCCAACACUGCCUUGCUGCUGCUCUGGCUGGUCGGUGCACUGUACAGCGGUUGCCAUGAAUCUCGAAGGGCGAAGGAAGUGCCUGGACGCUUUCAUCGUCGCCUUGAACCAGACAUGCGAUGGAAGAGAAAAUCGUUGGUACGCGUCUACACUGGAGCUACAGCUCGUGUCGCUGAAGUUUUGUGGGGCGUGCAGGCGUUUCCCGACCUUGCACGUGCGUGUCGAUCGACAAACGCCUCGUAAAAAGCCCACUUGUCGGCGACGAAAACCCUGAUGCCCACGCUGCAUCGAAUUGGCGACCGCGUCCCUUUUACGGCUUCUCUCUUUAGUGACGAAACACGCUCGAUGGCGGUACCAGGUGCUUGAGGGCCAGCAGCGCACAUAGCCCAGGAGAGGUCUCGGGUAGCCGUGGUUCCUAUUGAUCAGUUUCUUGGUACCGAGCCUUCGAGACACCGUGAAACGCCGUUCAGCGACGAAAUUGAAGAGGUUAGUGGUGGGCGGCAAUAAGGUUAGCCCAGGGUAGACACGUCACCAAGGCAAGCGGGCCCAGCUUGAACGACUUUUACCCCUUGCCAUUCAAUCUUCAGAGAUGAAGGUGGUCGACGAGGUUUAUUCUUAUGUUAAGGUUGUACAACUGUUGGGCAGCUACAAUCUCGCCAUGGGUA